GUGUCCAAAUCUUCGAUUGCUUCGGGUGACUGGGCCAAUACGAACGCCAAAACGAGACUUGCCGUUGUGCGGUCUCGGGGUGGCGGCGGACGGCAGCAUGGCAAUGUCAUGGCAUUUGCGUCGCGAGCGCCUUACGAGCGGACGUAUUGUCGGCGCAUUCGCACCGUAUAAACAUUGAAUAUCAACACAGUUUUUUGUCGAGCAGCGUUUUUAUUUAGUCAUAUUGUCGACUGUCUGGGUGCAAAUAAUAAAAAAGCUAAAAGCUCCCAUUUAACAAUCGAUCGGAUCGGGGUUACGUUUUGGUGUUUUUAGUUAGCAAUAAAUUGAAUUUUGUCGUCGUCGAGGUGACGUAAAACCCGGUGCUGUGAUAACGGGGAGUGAUGUGAAUCAAGUUGUGUUUACGUUGCGAUGUGUGUGGGUCGAGUGUAAAGUGGUUUGUUAUUUAUGAUGGGUUAUGCAUCGAGUGGGGCAGGGCGGGCAGCGCAUGAGGCGCUGCUCGCGCGGCAAGACGCUGAGCUGCGCCUAAUGGAGUCCAUGAAGAGGAGUCUCCAAGCCAAGAUGAAGAGCGACCGCGAAUACGCCCUCGCCCUCUCGGCCGCCGCCGCUCAAGGCCAGAAAAUGGACAAGUGCGAGGAUCUUAAUGGAUCUCUAAUAGCGUCCGCUUGGCGAACCAUGACGGAGGAAUGGGAGAACACUAGCCGUCUGAUCAAGGCCAAUGCCGAAGCCCUGGAGUCCCGGGCUUUGGAUCGGCUCAUCACAUUGAUGACAGAACGACGGAAAACCCGCAAAGUUUAUCAAGAAGACCAUACCAAAAUUUCUUCACAGUUUACACAGUUAACGGAAGAAGUGCAGAGAAAACAGAGCGAGUAUCAGAAAUGUCUGGAGUCAUACAAACAAAUGAGGGCUAAGUUCGAGGAGAACUACCUUAAAUGUACAGCAAAGAAUAAUAAAGAAUCAACUGGUCCAUUCCAUUCAAGUAAUGUUUUCAAGGGCAAAGGUCCGACGAGUAGGGGUGGUCGUAAGUUAGAUGAGACACGUGACAAGUACAGCAAAGCAUGUCGGAGGUUACAUCGUGCACACAAUGAGUACGUGCUACUGUUGGCUGAGGCGACGGAGUGUGAGCGUGCACUCAGGACUGCCGCAUUGCCUUCACUAUUGGACCAGCAGAAGCGACAAGGAGAGGCGACGGCGGCUACAUGGAAAGCAAUACUCCUGGAGGUGGUGCAAAGGUCCGACUUCAGCACGGACAAGUUCAGGGAGAUCACGAGCAAAGUGGAAACCACGAUACAAAACCUCAAACCCCAAGAUGAAUACAAAGAAUUCAUGGAGAAAUACAAAUCACCGCCCUCAACACCCAUCACAUUUACAUUCGACGAGAGUCUAGUAGAAGAUACGAGCGGAAAACUACAACCGAAUCAAUUAACAGUUGACAACCUCACUGUUGAAUGGUUGAAAGAGAAGCUUACUGAACUGGAAUCAUCACUACAAGACAACAGAGAGAAGCAGACCGCGUUACACGGACCGGAGAUCAUAGGCAAUGGUAUCUGCAAGAAUAACAAUAGUAGUUCGCAGUCGGGUAUCAGCAAUGGUGUCAAUGGCAUUGAUAGGCAUUCGCCGCCACCGAUACCAGUGACGUCAUCGGAGCCAACGAAACUUCUGGAACUUCGAGUGGUUGAGCGCAAGUGCGCGCGUCAAGCCGAACUGAUACGGACCGCGCUGGCGGAGCUCGGCUGCGAGGAGGCGCCCAGCGGUUGUCCUGACCUGUCUGCUGAGACCGUCGGCGGAGACAGCCUGGAUGGAAGCUCUCCGGACCAUCAGGAUCGGUCAUCGUUGGGGUCUAAAGCGUCGGUCGACGCGUUGCGGUUGCACCUCCAUUCUAUAAUCCCGCCGAGGCCCUUCUUCAAAAUGUUCACGAGGCCCUUUAGAUGCAAGUCGGUGCCCUCGAGCCCGGCCCUACCGCCCAAAACGUACCGGAGUAGCAGCGAAGGGCCCGCCGACACGGUGAGCGUGAGUGAGACGGAACGAUCACUGGUGGAGCAGGAGUGGUUCCAUGGGGUGUUACCUCGCGAAGAAGUGGUGCGUCUGCUGCGAGCCGACGGAGACUACCUGGUGCGGGAGACGACGCGCAAUCACGCGCGGCAGCUCGUCCUCUCCGUCUGCUGGGGGCAACACAAGCACUUCAUCGUGCAGACCACACCGGAGGGUCACUAUCGUUUCGAGGGCGCUGCAUUCCCUUCAGUGGGUGAGCUGAUAGCGUGGCAGCGGGCGAGUGGUGUGCCAGUCACCGCGCGCUCGGGCGCUCUGCUCCGCCGCGCUGUGCCGCGAGAGACCUGGGAACUGAACAACGACCAUGUCAUACUGCUCGACAAGAUCGGACGGGGUAAUUUCGGAGACGUGUACAAGGCUCGUUUAAAGACGACUGGUCAGGAAGUGGCAGUGAAGACCUGCCGCGUGGCGCUGCCUGAGGAACAGAAGCGCACAUUCCUGCAGGAGGGCCGCAUACUGAAGCAGUACCAGCAUCCCAACAUCGUGCGUCUCAUCGGCAUCGCCGUGCAGAAACAGCCCAUCAUGAUUGUCAUGGAACUAGUGCCAGGCGGGUCACUGCUAACAUUCCUGCGCACACGAGCUGGCGCGCUGAGCUCGCGGUCGCUGCUGGCGAUGUGCCGGGACGCGGCGGCCGGCAUGCGAUAUCUCGAGUCCAAGAACUGCAUCCACCGCGACCUCGCCGCACGCAACUGUCUCGUCGCCGACGACCACACCGUCAAGAUCUCCGACUUCGGCAUGUCGCGAGAGGAGGAGGAGUACAUCGUGUCGGGGGGAAUGAAGCAGAUACCUAUCAAGUGGACUGCACCUGAGGCCCUCAACUUCGGCAAGUACACGUCACUCUGCGAUGUAUGGAGUUACGGGGUACUGAUGUGGGAGAUAUUCUCUAAGGGCGACACUCCCUACGCCGGCAUGAGCAACUCACGAGCUCGGGAGAAAAUUGACGCCGGCUAUAGAAUGCCGGCACCUGACGGUUGUUCCGAGGACGUGUACGCUUUGAUGCUGCGAUGUUGGGAGUACGAGGCGGAAAAACGACCGCAUUUCCAUCAGAUUUAUACUAUUAUUGAUAAUAUUUAUAACAGGUAACAUAUUCAGGAACAAAUUUUAGAUAAUUAUAAUAAAAAAUAAUAUCUAUCUUUUAAUUCGAGUAUAUUUCAAAGGCAAAAAUAUUAUUGUUAGUAUUUUUCAAUAGAUCUUUCUUAUGGAGAUUUUUUUUAUAGAUACCGUAACAGAUUAUGUACUUUAACAGCAUUUGCAUUGUCAGUCAAUUUGUAGAAAAAAGACAUAGCAAUAGUCUUCGACAUUUGCUAUACAAUCAAAUUAAUGAUAAAAUAAAAUGAAACAGAAAUUCUGUAAUUCUAGUUUUACUCUGGUUUUUAAAUUUCCAACCACUUAUUGAAGUUGUCUAUGGAAA
Molecule: messenger RNA, 3457 nt
Organism: Papilio machaon (common yellow swallowtail)
Lineage: Eukaryota; Metazoa; Arthropoda; Insecta; Lepidoptera; Papilionidae
Gene: FER
Product: tyrosine-protein kinase Fer
Exons: 15
Coding region: 445-3129 (894 amino acids)
Biological process (GO): peptidyl-tyrosine phosphorylation
Molecular function (GO): non-membrane spanning protein tyrosine kinase activity; ATP binding
Source: RefSeq, a predicted model, not a curated record